UGUCCUUUUGCUCUCCUUCUCCCCCUCUCUGCUCUCCUCUCAACUGCAUCUGGACCCUCAGCAGCCCCUGUGAACGAAUGCAGUCAGACAGAGGAGAAAAGGAGAAGAGCUGAGAGAUCAUGGUGUCCCCUAACUUUUACCUACGCCUGUUUACCUUUCUUACCUUGCUGACUCUACUGGCUCUCUCAGAUGUGUCCAGUGAGAGCGCUUUGCACAAGAUUCUGAAGAAGAGAGAAGUGGAGGAUGAGGUGAAGCCAGCAGCGACUGUGGCAGUGCCAGCCUCCAAGGCCAAGCAGUUCCUGGCUUCUCUACGGAGGCCUAAGAGGAACCUGUGGGAUCGCAGUCGUCCUGAUGUGCAGCAGUGGAUCCAGCAGUUCAUGUACAUGGGAUUUGAUGAGGCGAGACUGGAAGCUGAUCUGUCUUACUGGAAGGACCAAGCCCGCUCUAGUGACCCAGCACGGCAGCAUCACUAUGACGAGAAUUCCCCCAUGGGCCCCAGAUUCCCCAGUCAUAACAGACAUGGGGCAGACGUCAACUACGACUACUAUUAACUUCCUUUCCUCUUCAAAAACAACCUGGUUCCAGGAACUGAAUGUGAUGGUGUGGGCGAGAGUUGUCCCUUAUGUAAAAGCAGUAUCACACACUGUUCCUAUUCCUUCACCUCUUCAGACGGCAGCCUUGCAAGUUUCUGAUCUUUCUUACUUUUUUUCUUGCAUGCUCUUCCCAGGCUGAGAAUUAGCUGCAGCACAUUUGUUCCGAUUGCAGAAAUACAACCCACCACUCUGUCUACAUUAAACAUAAUCAUAAGCUCUAUACCCUCACUCUGAAAGUGUAGAUCCUUACUACCAGCAGAAGCGUAAGUGUUCUGUGCUAUGAAUAACCUUGAAUGCAGCCGCAAACUGAUGCCAUAUGUGUGGGGGUCAGUGUUCCCAACAGUCUUUACUUUAACUGUCUGUUGCAGCUCUGCUUCAUCAUGGUGCCCCCACAGCAACGGAGAUGACCUUAGGGCUAACACUUUAUGUAAAGGCUGCCUACAUAAGGACUUUAUAAUGUAUGAAGAAGCAUUGAAAGUAAUACUUGAAACAGCUUAUGCCAGUAAUUGCAAGAUGACACAAAAUGUGUCAUGACAUUGCUUUGGCAUUAGGGGCCUUACACUGAAGUGAUUUGUUUUAUUCGGUUAUUUGUUCCAUUCAUAACACUGUUACGAAGAAUCAUUCCGAAGUAAUGACUCUUUACUUUAGCAAACAAUAUCACUGUUUCUUACAUUAAAAGUAAAGAACGUUUUGCAUCUUCUGCAAAGUUACCAUUUUGGAGAUUGUUUUUUCUUUGAACAGUGACAAUGUGAAAAUACAUAUAAAUAUGCAAACAGUCCUAAACUACAUUCCUUUAAAAGUAGAAAUACCCUUGGUAAAAUAUUACUUCAGUAAGAGUAGAAGUUCCUUUGAGUUACUCUAGAUACUGUGUAAUAUUAUUUUGAGGAACCUGUUCUUUUAAGUAGGACUGUGUGGCUGCAGACAUGAUAAACAGUUAGUUGUUCAUGUUUGCAGCCACACAGCUCUCCUUCAUAGAAACUGUUUGUUUGUACUUUAAUUCAUGUAGAAACAUGGAGAACUGAUAUUGUACUGUUUUAUUUAGGCCUCUGCCUUACAAGUUCCAUUACUUGGAGAUGACGUUUCAUACCAGUGUUACAAAUGAAACAACUGUCGCUCAUGUCUAUUAUAAGAAUCUUUAUAUCAGUACAGAUUUACUGAUAUAAAGUAAUUUUACUUCAUACAUCUUGUGUCAUAAAUUAAUGGUAAAAGCCAAAGAGAAAUUCAGAAAUAUGCAGGUGUUUCUUUGACAAUGCAUUCUUCAGUGCGUAUGCAUGUUUGAUGAAGUCUCUAUCUAGACAGCCUUCAAAUAAAACAUACCACAUUGGUCUGUGGAUGGUUUAGGAGCACUGGAAACCAUGAGUGUGUUUACACACACUCAAUAAUCCGAUCAUAAUGAGAUUUCUGCAGUUAUCCGAUUAUUUAAAUGGUCAUGUAAACACCAUACUCCGAUCUAGAAAUCCAAUUAAGAAA
This is a messenger RNA of Colossoma macropomum (tambaqui), 2063 nucleotides long. RefSeq names its product ECRG4 augurin precursor a (gene ecrg4a). Gene Ontology annotation, biological process: regulation of cell population proliferation; central nervous system development; cellular senescence. The coding region runs from base 120 to 551 and encodes 143 amino acids. NCBI's taxonomy places the organism in Eukaryota, Metazoa, Chordata, Actinopteri, Characiformes, Serrasalmidae. The record is from RefSeq and is a predicted model, not a curated record. The transcript has 4 exons.